Thyridium curvatum is the source of this 2139-nucleotide messenger RNA. RefSeq lists its product as uncharacterized. The transcript has a single exon. Bases 1 to 2139 code for a protein of 712 amino acids. NCBI's taxonomy places the organism in Eukaryota, Fungi, Ascomycota, Sordariomycetes, Thyridiales, Thyridiaceae. The record is from RefSeq and is a predicted model, not a curated record.
AUGUCGUCGUUCGAGCGCCUGCUCGGGACGGUGCUCCGCCUCUACCAAGACGUCCACGACCAGGCAAAGACAGACCAGAUCCUCGGCACCACCACGACGCUCCUGACGCAUCUCUCGAACCCCCUCAACCUCUCUCUCCUCACCUCGCACUUCCUCACGGCACCAGCAAUAUGGAACCGGCCCGAUCCGGGUCUGCGCACCUGUCUGCGCCUGAUCAGCAUCUUCAACACGGCCGCGAUUCACGUGCGCCGCAACGAGCUGGACGCGGCAAACCAGCCCCGAACUACUGCGUCCGCCGCCCCCGUCGGUGGAAACGUGAGUGGUAGUGGCCUGUCUAGUGAGGCAUGGGCCAGAGCUGUGGUCAAAGGCGCCGACGAUCGUUCCGCUCGAUGGCAACAUCUCUUGAUUCUCACGGGCAUGCUCAUGGGCCUCGAGGGCGAGGAACGCCGAUCGCUUUCCCAGGGGAUGCGACACACACUCGAGGAGGCAGUGGUCACGGCGGCAAAUCUCGCGCUCAAAUCGCAGGGGAGAGAUGGUCCCCAGGCUUCUGGGGCCGUGGUGCUGGCCCUCAACUAUGCGUUUCCGCUGUUGUCGGAGCAUUCCCAGAGUCUGAUCGACUGCGAUUUGCUGUUGCCGGUAGCAGUCGCAUCAAUGAUAGGCCCUGAUGGCUUUCAUAAUGGCAUCUUUCUGGGACACAUCAACACGGAUAUCAGGCAUGCCAAUCAACAAAUCCAUUGGCAUAGUUCAUCGCCGUCGUUCCAGGCGCUGAAGCAGCUCUCAUCCAAUCCCUUAGUUGCGGGCGCAGGUCCCUUGUCAAGGCUAGUCGCAUUUGCGAUCGAGCGAGCCCACGACCCCAAAAUUGUCCUCGCUGCUCAGGAAGCGCUCCUCACCUUUGCUCGUACCCUCGAACACCAGUGGAAUGUCAGCGGGAACCUUGCGACUCUAGAGAUAUCUCUACAAAGCACCGCUCUAGGCCCCGAGACUGCGGCAAGCACUUGGCCAGUGCUGUGGCAGUUGUUGAAGAAGAUACUCUACUCGACAGUCAUGGUCCUGCAGGCUGUCGUUACCCGGUCGUUGCUCGACCCUCGUCUACGCAGUGCUGUGACUGAGACAUCUCUGGCUACGAAAUCUCUUCACAUAUUCCGACACUUGUACUUCAUAUCCUCCAACCACGGCGCGAAUGCGUUCCAGGUCUACACUUUUACGUAUCUGGCCUCGAUCGACACUCUUGUGCGCUAUCCGGAGGCUUCUGCUGCUUUCCUGCGAGAGAUCAUGCCGCACAUCACGGGGCCCGGCACCGGUAAUCCGGUUCGCCUGACGUCUGAACUAUUCUACCUCAAUCUCGCCGAGCACUUCUCGCUGGUGCUAUCGCCCGAGGUAUGCGACGCUCUGAUAGUGCAGCCGGCUAUGUUGUACUUGUCUCCCUCCGAGACUACACAUCCUUCUAUCGCCAUGUCGCCGCGAAUGAUCGAUCUGUUCGAAGCUGCUCAUAGCGCCGUCCUGUCAGUAAUGUCGUGCCCUCAGAAUGCUGCCAUCACCACGAGGCUGGCGCCCUUCUAUGCCGAAGCACUGUUCUCGUCUUUCCCGUCGCAUAUAUCGCCGAGACAGUUCCGUGUGGCCUUCAAGACGAUGAUGCAGAUCUUGUCACCGCCGUUCCCCAUCUCGGCGACUGACCCAGAGCUGGCGGAGACCCUCUUGGAGAUGGUCCGUAUCAAGGCUAUGGCAGCUGCCACGGCGCCUCUGCCUCCGACGGCUGAUGAGGAAGCUCAGCAGGCGCUCGGGCAUGUGCCAGCGCCGACAUCCGAGCAGAGCGCGCUGGUCCUGACCAUGAUCGACGCGCUGCCUUUCCUGGCGCUGGAUAUCGUGGAGGAGUGGAUGACGGUGACGGCCGAGACGGUGUGGCAGAUUGCAGACCCUGCCAUGAGGGAGGCAGCCAAGAAGAGAUUCUGGGACAUAUUGGUCAGCGGCGAGAUGGACGUGGAGAGAGCGGCAAUCGGGGUUGCGUGGUGGGGGACCAAGGGAGGAGGAGCGCUGGUUCUCCACGGCCCGGCGUCUGGCACAGCGCAUGCUCAAGACCGCUUUCUCAUGAGCGGUGCUCUACCGGCGCAGCGAGACACGACCACCGGCAGUAGACUGUGA